UUUCUAUAUUUCCCUCUCUCUCUCUCUCUCUCUCUCUCUGGACUGCGAUUAAUUCCAGCACCCAAUUUUCUCAACUUAUUCAAAACCCUAGAAUCAUCUCCAAUCCCAAUCCCAAUGUAUUUAUUGAUUAUGCUCCUCGGAAAUCGAAAAUCUUGUUGAAUAUCAGGUUUUUUAACUGAGAUGGUUUGUGGCAAUAAUAUCUUUGGCCAUGAUUGUUGCAAUUUAAUUUUCAUUCAAAAUUUUUAGCAAUGCAAUUAGUACCAGAUGAUAAUCGGACAGAAGAUAUUUCAGAAACAGAGCCCAUUUUGUCGCGGCCUAGUAGAGUUGAGAGCUCAGAGGAAUCUUCCUCGUCAAUUGAAAUAACUGUGUGUGGCGAUUGUUCUGUAUCUUCUGAUGACCUUCCCAGUCCUGAUAUUCAUCAAAAUUACUCUCUGGUGCAAACAGACCAACCACAAUGCCGGAUAUGCCUUGACUCUGAAGGAGAAGAUUUGAUUGCACCGUGCCAUUGUAAAGGCACCCAAAAGUUCGUCCACAGAUCAUGUCUUGAUAACUGGAGGUCAACAAAGGAGGGCUUUGCUUUUGCUCACUGUACAGAAUGCAGGGCAAUGUUUAUUUUGCGUGCAAACGUCCCCCCUGACCGUUGGUGGCUGAGGUUAAAAUUUCAAAUUCUCGUUGUAAGGGACCAUGCAGUCAUUUUUGUUGUUAUUCAGCUGAUUGUUGCGUUUCUAGGUGUACUCGUGUACAAAUUUUAUGGAGAGGAACUCAGGGAAAUGUUUGGUUAUGAAGAACACCCGUAUGGAUUCUACACAAUGGCAGUUUUAGCAAUUGUGUUGGUGGGAUUGCUCUAUGGAUUCUUCAUUGCAAUAAUAUGCGGACAGAGGAUCAAUGAGCGUCACUACCAUGUUCUUGCCAAACAAGAACUAACAAAGGAAUAUGUGGUAGAAGAUCGAGAAGCUAAUAAAGAUGUGCCUGACCUUGAUCCUAGCCUUGUGACUGAGCUAAGAAUGCUCGGCCUCUAUUGAAGCAAGAACUUUUGUCUGCCUAGUAGUCACUUCUGGUUUCCAUUCCACGGUGCUUUGGAUGUAUUACGGUUUUGAAUGGAGAUAUUUACUUGGAAACCGCGGUAAUUGCAUUAAUCCUCUUAUUCAAGCCGCAUAUUUGGAACUGUGUUUAUAUAUGUAAUUUUCUUUUCAUAGCCGUGGCGUCUGAAUAGAAAAGCCAUGUUCAUGAGUCACAUUGUCUCUUUCCCCUCAAAUUUUAUAUAGUUUACUUGCUGAAUCUUGUUAUUAUAUGAUAUAAGUUGUUUUCACCUUCAUUUCAUCA
Molecule: messenger RNA, 1323 nt
Organism: Olea europaea var. sylvestris
Lineage: Eukaryota; Viridiplantae; Streptophyta; Magnoliopsida; Lamiales; Oleaceae
Product: E3 ubiquitin-protein ligase MARCH1-like
Exons: 8
Coding region: 249-1022 (257 amino acids)
Molecular function (GO): zinc ion binding
Source: RefSeq, a predicted model, not a curated record